AUGGAUCCUGUUGUCUGCUUGUCAUUUUUCCACGCUUCCACUCUGCCAGUCACUCCUCUUGCAUUGUGCUUCAAGAUGUCUAUCCGAGCUGUUCGGGAACCGGCCAACGCCAAAGUUGACACCCGCAGUAUCGUGUUUGUCCACGGCUUGCAUGGCGACCGAGCACCGUGGACGUCCGAGGCGGAUGUCUUCUGGCCCGACAAGCUCCUCCCGGCUAAAGUUCCCGACGCAUGCAUCCUCUCCUUCGAGUAUCAAGCGGCUAUCGGUUCUUUCUUUGACGAGGACGACGAAAUCACUGACAUCUCCAACGAUCUGAUCAACGAGCUGAUGGACCAUCGAACUGAGAAACAAAAGGAAGAAAGACCGAUUAUUUUCGUCGCACAUUGUCUCGGUGGCACUGUUCUGGAGAAUGCGCUAGUCCGAGCUGCAGAACAUCCCAGGAAAAGGGAGCUCAUCGGCUAUAUCCACGGUAUAUUACUGCUAGGGACGCCACAUUUCCGAACGGGAUCGCUGGCGGCAGUCACAAAGUAUUUCCAAAUGGCUCAGGCGGAGAUCCCGAUGGAGUCGGACCUGAAAGACCGGUUAGAUCGGCUCAGCGGCAUCCCCCUGGCCUUUGCCGGUCUCAAGCAAGCAGGCGCUGAGUUCGAGGUGGAGGCCUUCUAUGCCGGAGCCGGCACCACGCUGGGCGGCAAGGACGUGAAGAUCGUGGAUGAGGCGUUGGCCCGAAGCCCGGAGGCUCCGCCCCCUGAGCGGCUGGCGCGCAAUCAGCUACAAUUGAGCCAGUAUGACAGCGAGGAUCACAAGGACUUCAAGAAGGUGUCUCGGGCUCUUACCCAAUGGGCGUCCAAGAUUGUUCUUCCGGAGGAGGACAAAGGGGCGCAGAAUGUGUCGAAUGCAACAUUUUCGGGUUCCCACAAUUCCGGUUUGCAGCUGGGGCAGAAUGUAGGCACCCUCAAGGGGUUCAGCUUCGGAAGAGUGAUCUUUGGUCGGCCAGAUCAGCCACAGAAACGCACGAUCUUUGACGGCCUGCGGCGUACUCAUGUCCCUCGCCGUCGGAUGGGCUCAAGUAUGUUCCGCGCGAAGCCACGGACGCUCUGGCAGAAGGCCCAGAUUGAGUCCCAAAGCUCUUGGCCAGAAAGACCAUCCAACCCGAAAAGACCGAAAUAG
Messenger RNA from Aspergillus affinis, 1167 nucleotides. RefSeq lists its product as uncharacterized. The coding region runs from base 1 to 1167 and encodes 388 amino acids. The transcript has 5 exons. The record is from RefSeq and is a predicted model, not a curated record. NCBI's taxonomy places the organism in Eukaryota, Fungi, Ascomycota, Eurotiomycetes, Eurotiales, Aspergillaceae.